CUUCUCGCUUGACUGCGCUCGUGUGGGUGACGGCUCACUUGACUGCAGUCCAGCAGCUCUGCGAGGACUCCGCAUCAUCCGAAGGAGCCGGAUCCAAUUCUGCAGCAAGUCGAGCACUCUCUUGAAUGGAUUAUAAUUCAGAAGCACGUUUUUCUCGCAUCGCUUUUCUUUUCACUCAAAUCUCUACUGUCCAGUCACAGUGAAUUAUCGCCCACGAGUUUUCGUAUCCAGGUAUUGCGGUACUUUCCUCGCAGGACAGUAUAAAUGCAUCGCUAGAACAGCGGCUCCACUGCGCCAAAACUCUCCGCCUCUGUUUCAUGUCUGCGCCGCACUUUAAUCUCUCCGCUAAUUAAAGAUUGGACUUAAUUUUGGAGCAGUGCCCACGUCUUUUAUCCCGCGGUCUCGCUUUUUCCCCUCUCGUGUCGUACUUCAGACCCUCCCUCUGCCUCAGCCCGUCAUCCUGUGAGUCACUUCAAACAGCUGCAUAGAAAAUGUCUGCCCCAGAUGCUGCUGCCCCGGCUGGAGCCCCAGGCGCUCCAGGAGCCCCAGGUGCUGACGGAGCCCCAGCCGGCGCACCUCCAGGCCCACCAAACACCUCAAGUAACCGCAGGCUACAGCAGACACAGGCCCAAGUGGAGGAGGUGGUGGACAUCAUGCGGGUGAAUGUGGACAAGGUUUUGGAAAGGGACCAGAAGCUUUCGGAGCUGGAUGACAGAGCCGACGCGCUCCAGGCCGGAGCCUCACAGUUUGAAAGCUGCGCAGCCAAGCUAAAGAACAAGUACUGGUGGAAGAACUGCAAGAUGAUGAUCAUGAUGGGUAUCAUUGGAGUCAUUGUGGUUGGAAUAAUAUUCUUGUACUUCUUCUACUGAGCUCAGCCGGCCGGUACGGAUGAACAUGGACUUAAGAAAGAUACAAGAGGGAGGAGAAACUAAACGAGCGCCACUUCUGUCCAUCCUCUCCUGCCUCUCUUCACACGGUCUUCCAUCAAACCAUCCUGCACACACACACACACACACACAUACACAACCCAGCAGCGCUUCUAGGUGUUCCUGUGCUCCCGUCUCUCCCUUCUCGCUGCUUUCCUCCCGUUUGGGCGCCGGGUCUCACUCGGGCUCUCUCGUCUCUGCACCUCAUGCAUUAUUGAAGGACGCAGCAGGCGGAGUGAGCGAGGGGGAAGGAAGGAGCAGGAAGGAGAGAGAGAGAGAGAGCCACGCGGAGCUCAACCCACCCCACGGAGCCGUGCACGGGUGGCGAAUGCGUGCGGGGAGAUUGAAUAAGAGUCUGCAGUCCUUCCCAUCCAGAACGCACCAAAGCUUGUCCAUCAAACCUUCUUUGGGAGUCCCACAUUUGUAAAUAGUUACCGACUUGCCUAACUAACACACUCCGUCUGUCACAACUGCUCCCAUCUACGCUGCGUACUAACACAGGCUCAUGUAAUGAUAGGUUCUCGUCAUUUUUUAAUGUGUGCGCAUGUGUGUAUUUGUGACUCAAUGCACUGUAGCAAAUAACCUUUUCAAGUUUAGCCCACGUUUGCCCCAUUUGAAUCCGAUUUGCCAGUCAGUCGAUAAACAGACACGCUCGGGGGAACAGAGCCUUACGUUAAAGGAAGAAGCGAUUCAGAUCAGAGUUGUACGAGAAAACUAAGAGACAAUCUACUGCAACACGAUCCGCCCAGAGGAAGGUCUCUGACAGACGGAUGCGUCCACGUCAGUCGAGCUGAUGACGUGUUUGAUUUGGAAACCCAACCCUCUGUGGCGACAGCUCCAGCGUGUUUGUUCCCAACCUGCAUGGCCGACAGUAGUCCAUCCAUAGUUUUGCCCAGUUGUGUAUCUGCCAUUUCCUGAAUCUUACUGCCGACUGUACGUUUUCCUGUGUUAGUGGUUUAAAGGACCCGUGUGUGAUGUCUUACUGAUCCGAUAAUUAACGCUUAUGCAGAGCAGAGAUACUCAAGACUUUGCCAAGUUUUGUUAACGUCGCGUGCUUUUGAGAGGGAGUUAGAGCGUAGUAUUUAAUGAGUAGCAUCACAGUACACAGACAGAGUAUUUUCCUGAAACCGUGUUUUUAAAUUCCUUCAGAUUUUUUGAGGAUCGCUGGAUUUCACGGUAAAGGUCGUUUUUCUCUUCAUACUGAUUUGGAGUCGAUUGUGAAAAUAUGAACAAAGGGCGUUUACGCGUAAAUGUAGCCAUCAGCUAUAAUGACCUGGUGAUACUGGACGACAGCAUCACGGGUUAGUGACCAUCAGACAUACGAGAACAUGCUUCAUGAUUUACAACUGGAAAAUGCAAAAUGAAUCGCAUGCUUCCCACUUUUGCUGAUGCCAAUAAACGAGUUAACAACAAAA
Messenger RNA from Betta splendens (Siamese fighting fish), 2341 nucleotides. It is a transcript of the gene vamp1b, whose product is annotated as vesicle associated membrane protein 1b. NCBI's taxonomy places the organism in Eukaryota, Metazoa, Chordata, Actinopteri, Anabantiformes, Osphronemidae. The record is from RefSeq and is a predicted model, not a curated record. Gene Ontology annotation, biological process: vesicle fusion; SNARE complex assembly; vesicle-mediated transport. Gene Ontology annotation, molecular function: syntaxin binding; SNAP receptor activity. The coding region runs from base 492 to 869 and encodes 125 amino acids. Gene Ontology annotation, cellular component: plasma membrane; SNARE complex. The transcript has 5 exons.